UCAGAUAAACUUCCAAACAUGUCUGCUAAACGGCUAACUCUGCUUGAUCUGCCUAUAACAGUUGCGAAUCACGUUCUGGAGAAGCUUGAAAUCGAGGAAUUGCUGACCUGCCGAAAAGUUUGUCGAACUUUACGGACCGCUGUUGAUAAACUUGGAGCUCACUUCACCAACCUCAGAGUUUGGUUGCAGAGUAACCGAGUUUCGAUAGAUCUCGACAGAAUUACCAUCACCUACUCUAGUUCAUCUCUUGGUGGAACAUAUGUGAAGUGCGACUAUCGGCGACGGAAAAAGAAAUAUAUAAGAGAUGAUAACUAUUUGAAGAUAGCUUUCAAUGACUUGAAAAUAUUUCAAAAGCAUGCUUCUUGUCUAAUGAUUCAAACCAUUUUGGAAGGAAAAGAUAGAGAAUAUGUUGUCCACUCUCUAGUAGACGUCUUAAAAGAGGAAGAGAAUAUCCACAUGAAAACUAUACGUCUGCAUCAUGACUUAUCAAUUGACGAUAUGUUAUUAAUCCUUCCAUUAUUCAAUAGUCAAACAUUGAGAAGCAUUGAAUUAGGAGGAAUGUUUUCAGAUCACGAGUUUAAAAGAAUAACUCAUUUGGAUCAAUGGAAAAAGGCAAAGCACUUCAAUUUUUGGGAUUCCUGGUUUAAAUUUCAACCAAUCGAACAUUUCUUGCAUUUUGAGGAGUUUACUUUUGAUACUCAAGAUUUUCCAAUACAAAAUGUGAUUAAAAUUCGAGAUGAUCUGCUGCAAAGAUGUACUUUCCAGAAAUGCACAAUUACGUUUCUAAAAAUAAAUUUCACGCCUCUCGAGUUUGCAAGAAUAUUUCAACCGGAUUAUGCUGGUGGCGAUGACUUCACCCUGGAGUAUUCAAACGGGAAAUCCAGAUUUGACAUAUCUUUUGGAGAUUCCGAAUUUUGUGACAUGUGGAUGUUCAAAAUGAAAAGAUGCUAACUAAUUUUGUUUCGUAUUAUUUUCUAUUGUCAUUUUUAUAUAUUCAUCUGUAUGAAAACUCCACAAUGAUUUC
Messenger RNA from Caenorhabditis elegans, 1024 nucleotides. It is a transcript of the gene fbxa-35, whose product is annotated as F-box domain-containing protein. The transcript is spliced from 3 exons. NCBI's taxonomy places the organism in Eukaryota, Metazoa, Nematoda, Chromadorea, Rhabditida, Rhabditidae. The record is from RefSeq and is marked reviewed. The coding region runs from base 19 to 951 and encodes 310 amino acids.